Camarhynchus parvulus is the source of this 6608-nucleotide messenger RNA. RefSeq lists its product as uncharacterized. The coding region runs from base 644 to 2848 and encodes 734 amino acids. Lineage: Eukaryota; Metazoa; Chordata; Aves; Passeriformes; Thraupidae. The transcript has 4 exons. Gene Ontology annotation, biological process: viral process. The record is from RefSeq and is a predicted model, not a curated record. Gene Ontology annotation, molecular function: nucleic acid binding; zinc ion binding.
GCGGGAGAAGCUUGAAUAUUAAGGCCGCGGCGGUACUUUAUUUUGCUGGCGGAAGGUGCUGUGUCGGCUCGGGGGUUCGCACGGCCGGGAACUGUGUGCGCGUCCUCGCAGCGCUGUGAGCUCUGGCUUGGAAGUGCCCCACCCAGUGCCCAGUUUCACCCCCUAUGUGGACGAGUCAGCUCAGCCACAAAUGAUUUGUUCAGCAGAUCGUAGCCAGAAAGUGCCCAUCAACCUCUUGCUGUUCGUAAUCCUGUGGAUGCUCUGAGUGCCAAGGAAAGCACAGCAGCAGCAGCAGGAGCCUGUGAUGAGCUGAAUGGAAUUGAACGUUUGAGUGAGGAUGCAAUUGUGACCGGCUCCUACAAGAACAAGACCCUUUGUGCCAACCCAGAGGACACGUGUGACUUUAACAGGGCUGCCCACCUGGCCUCAACGCCCUUUCACGGGGUGGUAGCUCAGAGAGUCCCAGCUCCUGCUUUCUCUCAGAGUGAACUGAAGGAAGAUAGUCCAGAAUCCAAGGGUGCACCUCUGAAUCAGGAGACACCAGUGGGUGAAGGAGCAUACAGUGAAGCGUUGAGAGCUGUAAGCGGCGUGCAGAGCUGCAAAGGUCGAGACUUAAAAUUAAGGAAGUGAGCCACUGGGGACGAUGGGAUCUCAAGUAUCAACCAAGGGAAAAGCUAAAGUGUCAGCAGAAGAAAAAGCUAUAGUGGAUGUAUGGACCCUUAUGUUGGACCGCCGAGGGAUGAAAUGUGAUAAAAAGGCUCUGCAUACGUUAUUGCAGUGGUGUAGGAACCAUGGGGUAGAUGCCACCAUAGAAGCUGCAUUUAUUGUUAAAAACUGGGAACAGGCUGGUGAAUUGAUUUUUGAAUCAGCCUCUCGAGGCGAUGAGACUGCUAAAAAUAUUAUGACUACCUGGAGGCUGGUGCUGGAUACCUUGAAACUGCUGGAACUUGAGCAAAAUGCAAAAACAGCAGCUGAAGCACCACAGGCUCCACCUGCCAAGACACCCAGUGAUAGUGGAAGUCAGGAGGGGGCGCCUGGGGGAGUAGGUGCCACAUCGAGUUCACAAGUGGAAAGGACGGACGAAAAACUAGAAGGGAAGCAGCUGUCAUCCGCGCCUACCAUCCCUGCAACUCCGCCCGCACCGUGUGCACCUGCACCCCCACGUCCUGCAUCCCCAGUUACCACAAAGCCAUUCUCUCCUCCUCUGCCUACGGAUGACCGGAGUGAUGAUAAACUUCUGCCAACAGCCCCUCCAGUGCUUGAUAGGUCCAAUCGCAACCAUGGCAUGGAAAUAGGAGCCAGGAGCCAAGCGGCACUUGGUGCUGAGAGUUCCAGCCAGGAGCUGCCAGCACACGGAGUGGCAGGACACUGCACCCCAUCAUGUCCACAGCCAAAGCCUGAGAGGCCCAAGGACCCCCCUCUACUAGUAGAUUUGCAGGAUCCUAACAGGGGAGGCCCAAGUUGUUGCCCCCCUGCUGGCCCUCAGGAGGAUGUUUUUACCACGCAGCCAGUCUCAGCUACUAUCUCAGUAUAUGACCGGGUUAGAUUUUGGCAAUAUGUUAAAUUAGAGGCCAUUGCUAGUGGGGAUCUUGAACUCGCUGAACGACUUUCUGAACCAAAUCCCCGUCUGUUCUUGGAUGGCCAAGAGCUUGUAAGUGGGACAACUGGGGCUACUAUCUCAGCAUACAAUCCGGUUAGCUUUUGGCAACUUAUGAAAUUAAUGGCACUUGCUAGUGAAGAUUAUGAAGUUGCUGAACGAAUUUCUGUACCUACAUUCCUGCGGUCCUUGGAUGACCAAGAGGGACAAAACAAUGGGACUGUGUCCUAUAUAAAAGUCAUCUUUAAAAUUCUCUCCCAGUUACGUCAACUAGCUACCCAACAUGGACUGGGGUCUCCGGUAGUAACAAGGAUGUUACGGCUUCUAGGUGAAUGUGAAAUGACACCCUUUGAUAUCAAGCAGAUAGCGAGGUUGCUCUGUACCCCGAUGGAAUACACGAUGUUUGAGUCCACCUGGCAGCGAUACGUGGAAAAGCAAGCACUGCGUAGUUUAGCGGUGCCGCAGCAAGAUCCAUGCUUUGGGGCAGGGGUCUCUCAGCUUCUGGGAUGGCCUCCCAUAAAUAACCCUCAGUUGCAAGCACGCCUAAAUCCUUGGAUAUUGGCACAGGCAAGAGAUUUAGGAAUACAGGCCCUGAUGGAAGUUGGAAAAAUGGCAUUGGUAACACCAACUCAGAGUUACAUAAAAAUUAAGCAGGGCCCCAAAGAGCCUUAUGUGCAAUUUAUAGAACGAUUAAAAGAUGCAAUUGAAAAGCAAAUAGCAUAUGAUGAUGUAAAAAAUCUGUUGAUACUGGAAUUGGCACGAAGUAAUGCAAAUGAAGACUGCAAGAAAGCUAUAGACCUAUUACCAAGAACAAAUCCAUCCUUAGAUGAAAUGAUUGAUGCAUGUGCUAAAGUUGAAACUGUAUCUUAUAAAAUGACUGUGUUAGCUGAUUCCUUGGCAGCUGCUCUAAGGUCGUGUGAAUGCUAUGGAUGCGGGCAACUAGGCCACAUGAAAGCAAAUUGUCCCCGUAGGUACAACUCAUGGGGAACGUGCCAGAAACGGAGAGCUGUGCCUGUAGUGGGAAACUGUUACCGAUGCGGAAAACCCGGUCAUUUUGCCAAGCAAUGCAAGUCUAAAUUCCACGCUAACGGACAGCCUCUUAGUGGACAGGGAAACAGGAACAAGAGUGCCAAAGGGAAAUGCUUGCAGACACGAGCACCUUCCCGUCUUGCAGUGCAGGCCUAUGCCACCAGCUCACAGGAACAGCAAGAGGAUCAGCUGACAUGGAUGUUUCUGUCACUGGCGUUAUAACUUACAGACUCAUUGAAGGUAUAUAAAAUCCCCCUUGAGGUCCAUGGGCCUACUGGGGAAGGAUUAAGUACAUUAUUAUGAGGAUGAUCAAGAGCAAUGUUACAGGGGUUUUUUUUUGUCCACCCUGGAGUUAUAGAUACAGACUAUACUGGACAAAUCUGUGCUAUGGUAUCAACACCUACUCCUCCUGUACCCAUUCUAGCUAAAAGUUGUAUUGUUCAACUUGUACCUUUUAAGUCUUGUGUUCCUUAAACAGACUCAAAGCUGUGAGGAAACUGAAACUUUGCAUUGACAGGGGAACCUGAAGUGUGCUGGACUCAGGUCAUAUCUGAUCGAAGACCAGACGUGGUUUGUACUCUUACAAUGCCUCAGGCAAAUGCAUCCCACAUCAAGGUCAGUGGGAUGAUAGAUACUGGAGCAGAUAUUAUGAUCAUAUCUGCUAACACAUGACCUCAGUCAUGGCCCACCAUCGCUGUAGAGUCUGUUGUUGCUGGCCUUGGAGGUACUACACAAAGUUACUUGAGUAGUAAGCCUGUGUUAGUUAAAAAUCCAGAAGAACAGACAGGCACGAUCCAUCCCUGUGUUACAACUGUGUUGCUCACCUAUGGGGAAGGGAUGAUGUCCUGUCAGCAUGGGGUGUUUAGCUGGGAACAGAUUUUUAACAGGGGCCACUGUGCUGAAGGGCAUAAAGCAUCCUACAUUAGCCUUGAAAUGACUCACUGAAGGACCUGUGUGGGUCGAUCAGUGGCACCUUGAAAAAGAAAAACUGAACACUCUUUAAUUGUUGGUUAAAGAGCAAUUAAAUCAAGGACAUAUUGAGCCAUCAACAAAUCCACGUGUUUGUGAUUAAAAAGAAAUCAGGCAAAUCGAAGUUAUUCCAUGACUUAAGAAAAAUUAAUACAGUUAUGGAAAGUAUGGGUGCUUUACAGCCUGGAAUGCCAUCCUCUGCUAUGAUACCUGCUACUUGGGACAUUUUGAUUGUCAAUUUAAAAGACUGUUUCUUUACCAUUCCUUUACAUCUUGAUGAUAUCCCAAAUUUGUAUUUACAGUGCUCUCUGACAAUCAUGCAGCAAAGAAGGCCUUUUACAGAUUCAGCCAAAACUGAUGCAGCACUGCAAGAGUUCCGGUUGCACAUUGCACCUGCAGAGGUGCAACAACAACCCCCAUGGAAAUAUAUAGGAGUUAAAAUGUUAGAUCAGACAAUACAACCACAAACAAUUAAAUUUUCAACCAAGAUCCAAACAUUAAAUGAUGCACAAAAACUUUUAGGUAUCAUCAGCUGGGUAUGACCCUAUUUAAGGUUAACUACCCCACAUUUAUCACCCUUGUUUAAUAUUCUUGAAGGUGACCCUGAGUUAACUUCCCUAGUGUUCUGGUUUAGCAUAGCUUAUUUUUUAGUUAAAACCUGUUUUGCCCUCCUCCUAAUCCUUAUCUCACAACAGAAAAUGAGUAAAUAAUUCUAGUGGGUGCACUGGCAUUUGGCCAGUGCUAGACCCAUUUCAUUAAUUGGUGCAUUGGCCAGAAAACUUGGAUUGGCAAACCAAAACCAUUACACUUAAUUGGUGUUUCUGCCUGGUUACUGAAACCACUGCAUCUUUUGGUGGAGAAUACACACAAUUGGUGAAAGCUGUGAGAUAAUUAGGAGAAAUAAAGGGCAAAGCAAGUAUUCAGCAAUAAGUUUAAAUAGAAUGAUAGUGGAAAAUUUAUAUUGUAGUUAUAGUGAAAUGUUUAGGGAUGGAGGUUAGUGUAAGAAAUUUUUUCCUUCUGUUUAGUUUAAUAAUUUUUAUUGUUCUAAGUAGAAGUUGUAUGUUGAAUGUAGCUUUGAUAGAUUUUAAAUGUGUAUUCACAGAGACAAGGGGUGGAGAAUGUUGUGGUUUAACAUAGCUUGGUUUUUAGGUAAAGACAAAAUCCAUCAGUUAUGGAAGUGAUUCUCUGUGAGGACUGCUAAAAGCUUUCUCUGGGCCCAUCAGAACCAAUCAUCUGGCUAGUUUUGAAUAUUGACACCGCGUUAAAACACUUAAGGAAGCUGAACACGUCCCUGUGUAAUCACAUUUAAAAAGAAACAAAACCCAGGAAAAGCUGUCUUGCUUCCAACUUUUGAGAAGGUAACUGGAUGCUGGUGAGGCCAGGCUGCACUUCACCACAUGGCCCACAUGACCUGGCAGGGCUGGGCCAGGCCCUGCUCUGCUGCAGUGCUAGCCACACCAUUAAAUUGAUAAUGGCCCUGCCUGUAUCUCAGAGAAAACUCAUCAAUUCUUGCAAUUGUGGGGCGUGUCACAUCUCACUGGCAUUCCUCAUUGCCCUACAGGCCAAGCCAUUGUUGAGCUUGCCCAUGGCACUUUGAAGUGCAUUCUUGAAAAACAAAAAGGGACAAUGUCUAGAGAAACCCCACAAAGUAGGGUGGCCAAAGCUCUGUAUACACUGAAUUGCUUUAUGAUAUUGCCAAACUUCCAAAACCCUCUUAUUUUAAAUAUUUUUUUGUCAUUGCAGUCCUCUAGUGACGUCCAGUUGCCCAAGCCUAAGGUAUGGGUAUGGGACCUCAUUACCAACAAGUGGGAAGGUCUGUGGGACCUUGUCACUUGAUGCACAGGUGUGCUUGUGUUCCUACAGAUGCAGGAAUUCGAUGGGUACCUGCCCAGUGCCCUGCUCUAGGCUCUGCUCUGGAUCCCAACCAGCAGCGCCCCCCUGAGGGCCCCUCAGCUGACGCUGUGGAACAGAAACAGUGUUUGGGUAUCAGUUGCUCCGUGCAUUGAGUCAGAUGCAAUUUUGUGUGUCUGUGGCACAACCAGAACAACCUUUUCACACCUGCUUAGUGGGGGUACCCUUGAAUGGCACACAAAGUAUACAAGUAACACAAAAUGUUGUCAAAAUGUGAUGCUCUCCCAGAACAAUUGUAAUACUAAAUCCCCUUAGGGAACUGUGGGAUGUUUGGGAUGACAAUUUACCUGUUGCUUCACUUGAAUCCCAAGAGUCAGACAUUUUAGGGACAUUAUCAGCAGAAGGAUGUAUAUUUUGUAAUUACACACUGGAACAUGGUAUGUGGGACAGAAUUGGAACAGGAAAGCAAAAUGUUACUCCCAAGAGUUUCUGGAUUAAAUAGAUUGGCUUGCUAUGUAGCCGAAAGAGUAAAUGAAACUUCCUCAAUUUUGAGUGCUAUGGCUAUAGAUGUAGGUAGCAUGCAGCAUGCUGUUGAUUUUCUUUUGUUAGCUCAUGGACAUAGUUAUGAAGAGUUUGAUGGCAUGUGUUAUUUGGAGGAGUUUCUGGGAUGGAUCACUGGCUGGAAGAGUUAGGUUUAUCAGGCUGGGCGAAGAGCCUCAUUCAAACUGGGCUUAUCGUUUUUUGUAUUACCAUAAUUAUUUUGUACAUUGUGCCAUGUUUGUUUUCCUGUCUGCAAAGAGCUCUGAGAGGAUGAUAAAGAUCACCUUUGUAGCUGAAAUACAAAAAGGGGGAACUAUGAUGGCAAACAGCUGGCCUGAAGGCCUCACAGACACAAAGUAACCUUGACCUUGACUUGAUCAGCCAGUACCUGUGAGAAAAGGAAGUCUUUAAGGAAGGCUUUUUCUUCUUUAAGGAAGAAAACAAUGAAAAGCUGAAGGACUUAACUGCAAGGAAUGGAUGCUGGCCAAUCUUUGGCCAGCACAUAUGGAGGUAGCUAUUGGCCAGUGAGCUGGGUGGCAACAAGUGACCAGCCAAUUGGGAUUGAAUGUGCUGCUUUUGAAAACCAUAUAAAUAUGAGCUGUGAACAAUAAAGAUCACUAUU